UACAAAUUGCCCCUCUGUUGCCAUGACAACAUUCCAGAGAAGCGAAUCAGAAUUAGCGAGACAGGAAAUGAUGUGAACUCUAGCCACUUGCAGUCCAUUUUCGAACAGAUAUACAAGAUACACUUGGGACCGGUGCGUGUUUACUGUUUGCCACGCUGCAAGCCGAAGCUGGGCCAAAGCCGAAUAAAUGCUAAAUAUAGCAGUUACGGUUGAAAUGCUGCAGUCGGUUGGUAUAACUCACUGUUAAACUAAUUAAAUAGCGUUUUGCCAUAAUAUUUUAUCUUUGUCUGCUGAAGACGUCCGUUCAGCUCGCUUGUUCAACAACAUGGAGGAUGUGCAAAAGCAUUCGGUCCACACCCUGGUGUUCCGCUCUCUGAAGCGAACACAUGACAUGUUCCUGUCCGAGCAUGGUCACCUUCCAUCACAGGAUGAAAUGAGUCACAAGAUCAAGAUGGCAGUCAAGCGGCGCGACCUGUACGGCCCGGUGCUGCACCUCGGGCGCGGACAGCGCGCGGCGCCCUCGCACAAGGCCGACAAGAGCGAGCACCUGGCGAUCACGGCCGGGCCCGGCGGCCGGGGCGCCGCUGGCAGGCCCGGCACCAUGGCUGUGGCGCCGUACGCCGGUGACCCGUCCGCCGACGCAGGCCGGCCGGCCGGCGGCCAGGGGGCGCUGGUGUCCCAGGAGGGCCGCGGCGGCAGCGGCGCGCAGGGUGCCCUGGUGCCGCGCCGGCCGGCCGUCAUGCCCAAGCCGAGCUGGCACCCGCCCUGGAAGCUGUACCGCGUCAUUUCGGGCCACCAGGGCUGGGUGCGCUGUCUGGCCUUCGAGCCGGGCAACGAGUGGUUCUGCACCGGAGCCGGAGACCGCAUCAUCAAGAUAUUCGACCUGGCCAGCGGUAAGCUGAAGCUGUCGCUGACGGGCCACGUCAGCACCGUCCGAGGACUGGCCGUCAGCAAGCGGCAGCCCUACCUCUUCUCGUGCGGCGAGGACAAGCAGGUCAAGUGCUGGGACCUCGAGUACAACAAGGUGAUCCGCCACUACCACGGCCACCUGUCGGCGUGCUACGCGCUGGCGCUGCACCCGACCAUCGACGUGCUAGUGACGGCCGGCCGCGACUCUGUGGCGCGCGUCUGGGACAUCCGCACCAAGGCGGCCGUGCACACGCUGGCUGGGCACACCAACACAGUGGCGUCGGUGGUGUGCCAGGCCACCGACCCGCAGAUCAUCACGGGCAGCCACGACUCGACGAUCCGGCUGUGGGACCUGGCCGCCGGAAAGUCCAUGGCCACGCUCACCAACCACAAGAAGUCGGUGCGCGCCGUGGCGCUCCACCCCAAGUUGUACAUGUUCGCCUCCGCAUCCCCGGACAACAUCAAACAGUGGCGCUGCCCCGAGGGCAAGUUCGUGCAGAACCUGACCGGACACAACUCCAUACUCAACUGUCUGGCCAUCAACAGUGACGGCGUGAUGGUCUCUGGCGGCGACAAUGGCACUCUCCACUUCUGGGACUGGCGCACCGGCUACAACUUCCAGCGCAUGCAGCCGCCCGUGCAGCCGGGCUCUCUGGACUCGGAGGCGGGCGUGUUCGCGCUCGGUUUCGACCACUCGGGCACGCGGCUCAUCUCCUGUGACGGAGACAAAACCAUCAAACUCUACAGGGAGGACGACACCGCCACGGAGGAGAGCCACCCGAUCAACUGGCGACCCAACAUUCUGAAGCGGGCGCGGUACUGAGGGGGAUAUCAGCUGCUCUGGUCUAUCUGUGCCGUUGGACGGGGCCCGGACGCGCCGUCAGCUCGUCUCCACGCCUCGGUCCCGUGUCGUCCGGCGGUGGCGGACGCCGCCCGUCUCGAGGGCUCUGCGGCGACCUGCCGGUGCGGCGGCUCACCCCAUCUGGUCUCCCGCGGCGCCCAGUGUCGCCCUGCCAGGGGGCGUGUGGCGGAGGACGCCCUCAGCGCGCUGAGGGAACGGACCGGUAUCCUUUGCCCGCCCCGCUGUGUGCCGGACUCCGGCAGAGCUGUGGUUACCGCGCCGAGCCAUGGUCGGUUCACGGUGGCGACGGUGCGGGGGGGGGAGGAGGGGGCGGCUUUUGUACCCAGUGUGUGUGAGAGCGCUGUGGAGAUCAUCUCGAGGUGUUGUCGAGUAUCGUGUCGACUGCUGAGCAUCUGUAGGCUGUGGCCGCGCGGAGAGGGGCUGUCUGUAGGCGUGGACCGCCUGGUGCAGCGGCACCCACAUGCACCGCAGCCGGCCGCGGCCUCGUGCAAAUACACAUCCCAUCUGACCGUGA
Amphibalanus amphitrite is the source of this 2285-nucleotide messenger RNA. It is a transcript of the gene Tango4, whose product is annotated as pleiotropic regulator 1-like. Gene Ontology annotation, biological process: mRNA splicing, via spliceosome. The record is from RefSeq and is a predicted model, not a curated record. NCBI's taxonomy places the organism in Eukaryota, Metazoa, Arthropoda, Thecostraca, Balanomorpha, Balanidae. Gene Ontology annotation, molecular function: protein binding. Gene Ontology annotation, cellular component: precatalytic spliceosome; Prp19 complex; catalytic step 2 spliceosome. The coding region runs from base 326 to 1732 and encodes 468 amino acids. The transcript is spliced from 10 exons.